CCUGGGCAGGACACGAUCUGUCGAAGGUGGUUGGAGUUGUUGGUGGGGUGGCAUAUCUCAGCCCCAGCCUGCAAAACCAGGGAUCCUACCCCCAAAUCCACUGGCGGUUCAACAACUCUGUGAAGAUCGCCAGCUGGGACAGACGCGGUGAGGUCCAGUACCCCAACAACGCCUACAAGGGACGACUGAGGCUCUUCUCCAACAACACCCUCAAAAUCAGCUCCCUGCAGAAAACGGACAGCAGCACGUACCAGGUGUACCUGGAGGAUGAGGCGGGCAAGGAGCACAUUGAAAACAUCCUCCUGACGGUGUACGAUCCGGUCCCAAAGCCCACCGUGAGUGUCAAAGUGAUCGGCAAUGACCCGGCACGGUGCGAAGCCACCCUGGAGUGCUCGGUGGGGCUCCAAGGGGUGACUUACAAGUGGAUCCUCCCCAACAAACACUCGCUGGAGAGUCAAGAUGCCUCCAAGCUGCAUGUUGCCUUCGACGCCUCGAUAGAAACCUACAUCUGCAAAGUCAGUAACCCCGUCUCCUCCAACAACGCCUCCCUGACCUACAAGCACCCCUGCUCCUGGACAG
This is a messenger RNA of Tauraco erythrolophus (red-crested turaco), 579 nucleotides long. It is a transcript of the gene CD48, whose product is annotated as CD48 molecule. Gene Ontology annotation, cellular component: membrane; external side of plasma membrane. The record is from RefSeq and is a predicted model, not a curated record. Gene Ontology annotation, biological process: T cell activation. Lineage: Eukaryota; Metazoa; Chordata; Aves; Musophagiformes; Musophagidae.